CUAUUUGGGUUAAGAGGUCAAAACAAACCCAAUUAAGGAAUUCGAAAUCGCAGACUUACUUGCAUGUAAAUCGUCUGAGAAAUCACUUCUUCGUCGCUCUCUCAUUUUCUUCUCCGAUGUGGAAAGAUUUGGCGUCGAUCAUUUGUUCGUCAUGAUCGACGCACUAAUGUUAGGAUUCAAAUUAUCGAUUGUCGUCGUUAUCAUCUCAAUCGCUCUCCUUUUCUUCAGACCCUCUUUAGACGGAACCCACUUGUUGUUUCCCCAAAAUCAAAAUCAAAAUCAAACCCUAGCUUCAACUUCGAUCAUAGAAGGAUCCGAUGAGGUUACAGUAACUGAUUCUAAGAACUAUAUUGUUCGAUUUCAUGACUACAAAAAAGCGGAAGCUCACAAGAUCUAUCUCGAAGAGAGCGUAAGAGUUAGCGGGUGGAAAUGGGUUGAGCGAAAGAACCCUGCAGCGAAGUUUCCAACAGACUUCGGCCUGGUGGAGGUUGACAAUGGGGUUCAGGAAAGCUUGAUUGAAGAGAUUCGGAAAUUGGAGCUUGUUAAAGAUGUAUGGGUAGAUUUAAGCUAUCAAAUGAGCUUACUUGGUAAGAAAACGAAGCGAGUUGGAGCUUUUGUCGAUGGGCAGAAGCGGCCUGGAAAGAUUUUCACGGCAAUGUCAUUUAGUGAGACUGAGGAUGGUGUGGCUUCUGCUUCCAUUAAUUUCAGCAUUGAUGGGAGACGCAACCUCUUGAUGGAUAGAUCUCAAGUUACAUCAUUGUUUGGUGCCGAAACGCUUUGGUCCAAAGGAUAUACUGGGGCAAAAGUGAAGAUGGCUAUUUUUGACACUGGCAUCCGAGCAAAUCACCCACAUUUCCGAAACAUCAAGGAGCGGACAAAUUGGACAAAUGAGGAUACAUUGAAUGAUAAUCUUGGUCAUGGGACAUUUGUUGCUGGUGUUAUUGCUGGUGAAGAUUCAGAGUGUCUUGGAUUUGCACCCGACACUGAAAUCUAUGCAUUUCGCGUAUUUACAGAUGCUCAGGUGUCGUACACUUCUUGGUUCCUAGAUGCCUUCAACUAUGCUAUUGCAAUGAAUAUGGAUGUUCUAAAUUUGAGUAUAGGUGGACCUGAUUAUUUGGAUCUUCCAUUUGUGGAGAAGGUGUGGGAAUUGACAGCUAACAAUAUCAUCAUGGUUUCGGCAAUUGGAAACGAUGGACCUCUCUAUGGUACUUUAAACAAUCCAGCAGAUCAAAGUGAUGUUAUUGGUGUUGGUGGCAUCGAUUACAAUGACCACAUAGCUUCGUUUUCUUCACGUGGCAUGAGCACUUGGGAGAUCCCUCAUGGCUACGGUCGUGUGAAACCUGAUGUUGUGGCAUAUGGGAGGGAGAUUAUGGGAUCGAAAAUUAGUACAGGUUGUAAAAGUUUAUCGGGCACUAGUGUGGCAAGUCCAGUAGUGGCUGGGGUAGUAUGCCUUCUAGCUAGUGUCAUUCCCGAAACUGAAAGAAAGAAAAUAUUAAAUCCCGCAAGCAUGAAGCAAGCACUUGUUGAAGGUGCUUCGAAGCUUCCUGGACCAAAUAUGUAUGAACAAGGUGCAGGACGAGUUGAUCUGUUAGAAUCCUUUGAAAUUCUAAAGAGUUAUAAACCUCGAGCAAGCAUCUUCCCUGGUGUACUUGAUUAUACAGAUUGUCCUUAUUCGUGGCCUUUUUGCCGACAACCACUCUAUGCGGGUGCAAUGCCUGUAGUCUUUAACGCAACCAUUUUGAAUGGGAUGGGUGUAAUUGGUUAUGUUGAAGGUUCGCCAACGUGGAAUCCUUCAGACGAAGUGGGUAAUCUUCUUAGUAUUCAUUUCAAAUAUUCAGAGGUAAUUUGGCCUUGGACUGGUUUCCUAGCCCUCUACAUACAAAUUAAAGAAGAAGGAGCUCAGUUCUCCGGUGAAAUUGAAGGCAAUAUAACUCUCAAUGUGAUCAGUCCUUCUGAUAAAGAGGAGAAAGCUGGAAAAAGAAGCAGCACUUGUGUUCUUCGCUUGAAGCUGAAAGUGAUCCCCACUCCUCCGAGAUCAAACCGCAUACUUUGGGAUCAGUUUCACAAUAUAAAAUACCCGCCUGGUUAUAUUCCUAGAGACUCGUUAGAUGUUCGUAACGACAUUCUCGAUUGGCAUGGCGACCAUUUACAUACAAAUUUUCACAUAAUGUUCAAUAUGCUGACGGAGGCUGGAUAUUAUGUUGAGACUCUAGGUUCGCCUCUGACAUGUUUUGACGCUCAUCAGUAUGGAACACUCCUAUUGGUUGAUCUUGAAGAUGAGUAUUUCCCUGAGGAGAUUAGGAAACUGAGGGAUGACAUUGUUCAUACCGGGCUAGGCCUUAUAGUGUUUUCCGAAUGGUAUAACAUAGACACGAUGGUGAAAAUGAGAUUUUUCGAUGAUAAUACGAGAAGUUGGUGGACCCCGGUGACAGGUGGCGCUAAUGUUCCUGCCUUGAAUGAUCUGUUGGCCCCUUUGGGUAUUGCAUUUGGUGAUAAGAUUUUGAAUGGUGAUUUCUUUAUUGACGACGAGCAGACGCGAUAUGCUUCUGGGACAGAUAUUGUUAGGUUUCCUCGAGGUGGGUAUGUACAUAGCUUCCCUUUCAUGGAUAGCUCAGAAAGUGGAGCCACACAGAACAUCUUAAGCUCCAAGUCUAAGGCAGACUAUCCUAUUCUUGGUUUUCUUGAUGCGGGCAGUGGUCGAAUUGCAGUAUACGGAGAUUCCAACUGUCUAGACAGCAGCCACAUGGUUACGAAUUGUUACUUGCUAUUGAGGAAAAUGCUGGAUUUCACCAGCAAAAAUGUUAAAGAUCCUGUGCUUUUCUCAGGGAAAGUGAGGAUAGACAAACCCAUCUACCAAAAUGACAACCAAUUACCUUCUCGAAGAACAGAUAUUAACUUUUCUGCUUAUUCUGCUGUUGUUGGAAAGCCCUUGGUAUGUGGAAGUGAUUCCAGGUUUGAAGUAUGGGGUACAAAGGGAUAUAACUUACAUGUCAGGGGUAGAAACCGUAGAUUGCCAGGCUAUCCAGUCCUCGACUUGGGGAUAGGUUUGAACUCUUCUUCUUUUGCGUCUGAGACUUACAAUUUGAGAAGUCCCGGUUCAACAAAGAUAAAAGAUGUGUCUACCGGGAAUAAGUACUUGGGUAUACUCAGUGCAGAUGAACUCGAUAUGUCCGUGCUAGCUGCCAGUCGUUGGCUCCUUCCUGCCAUUGUCGCUGUUUGUGGUUUGCUGCUUUUCUUGAGCUUAUGGAGGAUUCGGCAAAAGCGAAGGAGGAGGAGGAAAGGUUCGAAUUCGGCCACCCGAUUCACCAACCUAUAGCCUUAAGUAGUUCUUAUGCAAUAGAUAUCAUCACAAUCAUCAUAAAAAUGGCUUUGAUAUGAUUAGGAAUUUCUGAUGAUGAUGAUGAUGGUAAGUUUUGUAGAAUUGACUAUAAUUUCGAUUAUGAUUAUGUUCAGUUUCUUCUUGUAGGCGAUUUUUAUUAUUAUGUAGACUCUGGUACUUAAAUAGUGUAUACUAGCAAGCAUCCAUUACACACA
Molecule: messenger RNA, 3534 nt
Organism: Impatiens glandulifera
Lineage: Eukaryota; Viridiplantae; Streptophyta; Magnoliopsida; Ericales; Balsaminaceae
Product: subtilisin-like protease SBT6.1
Exons: 10
Coding region: 152-3316 (1054 amino acids)
Biological process (GO): proteolysis
Cellular component (GO): Golgi apparatus
Molecular function (GO): serine-type endopeptidase activity
Source: RefSeq, a predicted model, not a curated record